This is a messenger RNA of Ordospora colligata OC4, 594 nucleotides long. RefSeq names its product ribosomal protein L18. Gene Ontology annotation, biological process: translation. Lineage: Eukaryota; Fungi; Microsporidia; Ordosporidae. The record is from RefSeq and is a predicted model, not a curated record. The transcript has a single exon. The coding region runs from base 1 to 594 and encodes 197 amino acids. Gene Ontology annotation, cellular component: cytosolic large ribosomal subunit; ribosome. Gene Ontology annotation, molecular function: structural constituent of ribosome; RNA binding.
AUGUACAGCACGUCCAUUAAGAAGUUUGAAAGACUGCCAUCAUCUGCAGUAACAACGAAGAAGUGUCCGAAUUCUGCGAAUGUCUAUUUAAAGGCACUUUCUCGGUUUUACAGCAAGAUUGCGAGGAACACUUCGUAUUUAUGCCUGAAGAAGAUAUCUAAGCGACUGACGAUGUCGAAAAGCGACAGACAGCCAGUGAAGAUAUCGAAGAUCGUGAGCGAGCUUGAGGGAAAGCAAGAUAAAGUGGCGGUUGUGGUUGCAAAAGUGCUUGAUGAUGACAAGGUGAUGAUAUUGCCAGCAAUGAAGAUUGUUGCGCUGCAGUGGUCAAAAGAGGUGAAGGAAAAAGUCGAGAAGUAUGGAGGAAGCAUACAUACACUUGAUGAGUUAUUUAAGGUAUGUGCAGAUAUGGACAAUGUGUGCUUGGUGUCAACAGACAAGUUUUCAAGAAAGUCAGCUAAGUUCUGGGGCCCUGCACCUGGAGAGCGUGGAUCGAAGACAUAUCCAAAAGGAAAUCUCAGAUGCCAUAAUCGUGAAAAGCGUGUCAUGAUGAAGGGAAGGAAGCCCAAGAAUCAGGAAAUCAAUCAAAACGAAUAA